AUGAGCUUGGAGAGCCGGGCUCUUAGUCGAGGUGUUCUCGUGUGGCAUGUGGGCCGCGAGGGUAGCAGGAGGCCGUCGGAGCAGCUGCUGAAGCUCACUUCCAAGGGCGACGAAUUGGAAGACCAGCGCUCCGUGAAGGCAGCCGCCGAUGCGGUGGCGCUGUCGGCUGAUGCCCCUCGCCUCCUCGGCGCUCUGAAAGCUCGUGGCGGGAGAGGAGAUGCCAAAGACGGCAAAGCAAAAGCCGAAGAGGAGGCCCUGCCGCCCAAGGCUGCAUUCCUCUUGGACGUUAGCCAUGUGCCCGCGGAUGACCUCGAGGCUAUGUCGUUGGAGCUGCCGGCGGUGAAUGAUUUGGUUCAGAAAGCCAAGUCCGUCGUUGGCUGCAGUACCGCCGUGCGAACUUUCAAUGUCAACCACAGCCCCCUCCACGGCUUCAUUGGUUCCCUCGCUGGAUUGGAGAAGUUCAAGAAUGACACACCACAGGCCAGUGGCGCUGCUUCAAUCGUGCCUGUCGGCCCUGGAGGGACCUUGGCGGCCUUCUGUGCGGCCGGUGUCAUGACCAUUGAGGAUGGCCUGAGGCUUGCCAAGCUGGCAGAAGACGCCACAGCGGAGCUAGCCUCGUCUGGCAAGAAGCAGCGUGCGAUUUGUGUUACUGGCUUCAAGAGAGCCUUGGUGUCCACGUUGUGCCAGCAAGCUGCUGCAAAGGAGGACGGAGGUGUGUGCAAAAUCGCGGCUUUCAUAUCUCGGGACACAUUCGUCGUUUCUGGAACGGAGCCGGCCAUCGGCAGCUUUGAGAAGCUUGCCAAAGCAAGCCCUGGUCACUGUGAGGUAUCCACCAAAGGCGAACUCGGCUUCUGCAGCUCUUUGAUGCAAACAGCGCAGGAGAAGCUCAAUGAAUCAUUGGAUGUACUGCCGGCCAGCCUGAAGCCACCAACGACUGCGGUUUGGAUGACAACAGAAGUGAAGAUCCUUCGACCGGGUGCAGAUCCUGUGGAGAUCCUGGACGUCUUAAAGAGGCUCCUGACAAGCCCUCUGCUCAUCGACCAGUGCAUGAAAGCCGCCCUCAAGGAUGGUGUCCGUGAGUUCUAUCAUUGCAACGCAACGCAGAAGAUGAUCGUCGAGAACAUAUCGGACGACAUCUUGGAAC
This is a messenger RNA of Symbiodinium sp. CCMP2592, 1144 nucleotides long. The record is from the annotation of a GenBank genome assembly. Lineage: Eukaryota; Dinophyceae; Suessiales; Symbiodiniaceae.